AUGGCUACCCCUACGCCGUCCCCAACCUUGAUCUCCUCCCUUCUAGACCUCCUGGUCUUUAUCUCCUCGAUCCCUCCGUCUGGCACGCUCUAUCUGGACCUUGAGGGCAAAAGCCUCAGCCGCAACGGAACCCUCUCCCUCAUAACCGUACUCAUCCACCCCACACGAGUAAUAAGUCUGAUCGACGUCCAGACUCUCGGAAACUCCGCUUUCACUACAUCCAGUGCCAACGGAAAAACUCUCAAGACCAUCCUUGAAGAUCCCCACAUACCUAAAUGUCUCUGGGAUGUACGCAAUGACGCCGACGCCCUCUGCGCCCACUACCAGGUCCGUCUCAAGGGCGUCACAGACAUACAGCUCCUCGAGAAUGCCUCCCGCGCCGGUGGCAAGACCUAUGUCCGCGGGCUUGACGCAUGCGUCGAGAAGGAUCUGGGACUAAAGGUCAUGGAGGUCCAUCGCUGGAUCAAAACCAAGAGGGAGGUGAAGGCUCUCAUUCCCAACGACAUCUUCACCCGCCGCCCGUUAGACGCCAAGACAAUACAGUACUGCGUCAAUGACGUUGUACACUUACCUGCACUACAUAAUAUCUACGCCAAGCGCAUCGAUAGCCGAUGGAUGAAGAAAGUCAUGGAUGAGAGCGCGCGCCGCAUAGUCGACGCCUGCGGGCCUUUGUACGAGCCUCAGUCUGAGACGAAGAAGUUGGGGCCUUGGGGCUCGGGGUUAGACAAAAAACUGUUGACGAUGGACGAAUGGAUUGACAAGUGGGGGGAAGACAGGACAGAUGCAAUGCAACAGGAUAUCUUCGAAUAUGGCAACUAUGACGACUUGGACGACUAUCCAAUAAACUCCAAAGACGCCGCGUGGGACGACACAUUUGAUAGUUGCUGGGAGAAGUAA
This is a messenger RNA of Fusarium poae, 897 nucleotides long. RefSeq lists its product as uncharacterized. Bases 1 to 897 code for a protein of 298 amino acids. Gene Ontology annotation, molecular function: 3'-5' exonuclease activity; nucleic acid binding. Gene Ontology annotation, biological process: nucleobase-containing compound metabolic process. The transcript has a single exon. The record is from RefSeq and is a predicted model, not a curated record. Lineage: Eukaryota; Fungi; Ascomycota; Sordariomycetes; Hypocreales; Nectriaceae.